AUGUUGCAGGUGUGUUAUAAUUUGAAAUACAAUGGUUGGACAAGACAGUGGCACGGUGAGCACAAGGUACCGUAUGCGUAUCACGGUACCCAGUGGAUUGGAUAUGACGACACAGAGAGUUUCCAAGUAAAGGUUGACUACAUCAAGUCCAAAGGACUGGGUGGCGGUAUGGUUUGGUCUCUUGAUCAAGACGAUUUCAGCAACAGCUGUGGCGAUGGGGCGUAUCCUCUGAUGAACUUAUUGCGAAGUGAGCUGUCUGGAUCACCUGUAGCUUCCACUCCUUUGCCACCAUCAUUGCAUUCCUCCUCUCAAACUGUGCCAUCCUCCUCCACUAGAUUACCUACCACCAUUCCCAGCACUGCAGUGUCGGGAUACAAACGAGUAUGUUACUUCACCAACUGGGCACAAUACAGAACUGCUCCUAUGACCUUCAAAGCGGAUGAUGUGGAUCCUUUCCUCUGCACUCAUAUCAUGUACGCUUUCGGUAAAGUCGUGGGCAACACAAUCGAUGCUUAUGAGUGGAACGACAAGGGCACCGGUGGCCAAUACGAGAAGAUAAUGAACCUGCGAUCCGUGAACCCAGACCUCAAGAUCCUGCUGGCCAUAGGUGGAUGGACUCACGGCACCGCGCCCUUCACUGCCGUGGUAGAUGACCCCAAUGACAUGGCAGCUUUUGCAAACAACGCCUUGGCCUACUUAAAAACUUACGGAUUCGACGGUCUGGAUCUGGACUGGGAGUAUCCGGGUGGUAAUGGAAGCCCUCCAGAGGACAAACAGCGUUUCACGUCUUUUGUGCAGAAACUUCGCCAAGUGUUUGACGCUGAUGGUGUAGCCAACAACCGCGCGCCUCUGUUACUGACGGCAGCUGUUGCAGCUGGCAAAAGUACAAUCGACAAAGCCUAUGAAAUUGACCUCAUCUCCAAAGAGCUAGAUUUCAUCAACCUAAUGAGCUACGAUCUUCAUGGAAGCUGGGAAGCAACCACCGGACAUCACAGUGCGCUAUUUGGCCGUGCCGGUGAAGUUGGAACUGCUGCAUAUAUGAAUGUGGAUUACGCGGUGAACUACUGGAUUAAUCUCGGUGCACCUCCAGAAAAACUGGUUUUGGGAAUGGGUUUGUAUGGCAGAUCCUUCACCCUCUCUAGUUCAAGUAAUACAGGAGUAGGAGCGCCCGCCGUAGGAGCAGGAGCGGCUGGAACGUAUACUGGAGAAGCAGGGUUGUUGGCCUAUUACGAGGCAUGUAACGUUUUCCAGUCAUUUCAAUUAAGAAGUCACUUUUGCUGA
Molecule: messenger RNA, 1281 nt
Organism: Saccostrea echinata
Lineage: Eukaryota; Metazoa; Mollusca; Bivalvia; Ostreida; Ostreidae
Product: chitotriosidase-1-like
Exons: 6
Coding region: 1-1281 (426 amino acids)
Biological process (GO): chitin catabolic process; carbohydrate metabolic process
Cellular component (GO): extracellular region
Molecular function (GO): chitinase activity; chitin binding
Source: RefSeq, a predicted model, not a curated record